This is a messenger RNA of Xiphias gladius (swordfish), 2707 nucleotides long. RefSeq names its product urocanate hydratase 1 (gene uroc1). Gene Ontology annotation, biological process: L-histidine catabolic process. Lineage: Eukaryota; Metazoa; Chordata; Actinopteri; Istiophoriformes; Xiphiidae. The record is from RefSeq and is a predicted model, not a curated record. Bases 23 to 2050 code for a protein of 675 amino acids. Gene Ontology annotation, molecular function: urocanate hydratase activity. The transcript has 19 exons.
GAGAUAGAAAAUACCCAAAAGGAUGUCUGGUUUAAAGGAGGUAUGCAGUGGUUUACCUCUGGACCCUUUGCCACCUAACCGGGGACGAGAUCCCAGUGUGCCACAUGCACCUGUCCGGACCCCAAACCUCACAGCAAAGGAGGAGCGGUUGGCGCUGAGAAAUGCCCUGCGUUAUUUCCCCCCCUCUCACCACGCAACACUUGCACCUGAAUUUGCUCAAGAGCUGCGGCAGUACGGGCACAUCUACAUGUACCGCUUCUGCCCCACGUUAAACAUGAGAGCCUACCCCAUAGAUCAAUACCCAUGCCGCACACGUCAAGCAGCCUCUAUCAUGUUAAUGAUCAUGAAUAACCUAGACCCAGCAGUUGCUCAGUUUCCCCAGGAGCUUGUCACCUACGGAGGCAAUGGACAGGUGUUUAGUAACUGGGCCCAGUUCCGCCUGGUGAUGCAUUACCUGAGUGAGAUGACAGACGAGCAAACUCUGGUCAUGUACAGCGGUCAUCCCAUGGGCCUGUUUCCCAGUCUGCCUUCCUCACCUCGUGCCAUCAUCACCAACGGCAUGGUUAUUCCAAAUUACUCCUCCAGAGAUCAGUAUGAAAAGAUGUUUGCCCUCGGUGUAUCACUGUACGGUCAAAUGACGGCAGGCAGCUACUGCUACAUUGGACCUCAAGGGAUUGUUCAUGGCACUAUGCUGACGGUGCUGAAUGCCGGCCGGAGGUACCUGGGCACUGGUGACUUGAGGGGGCGUGUCUUUGUGACCUCUGGCCUGGGGGGCAUGAGCGGCGCUCAGGCUAAAGCUGCCGUCAUCGCUGGCUGUGUUGGCGUGAUUGCAGAGGUGGAUGAGGUUCCUCUUAAAAAGAGACAUGAGCAGGGCUGGCUGAUGGAGGUCACCAGCAGCAUGGAGCACUGCAUUAAAUGCAUCAGAGAGGCAAAGAGCUCCAAGACUCCCCUCAGUCUGGGUUACCAUGGAAACAUCGUAGACUUGUGGGAGAGGCUGCUGUUGGAGUAUGAAAGGACGGGGGAGCUCCUGGUGGAUCUGGGUUCAGACCAGACCUCCCUUCACAAUCCAUACAACGGAGGCUACUACCCAGUCCAGCUCAGCUUCCACCAGGCAAACCAGCUUAUGUCAACUGAUCCUAACCGUUUCCGAACCAUGGUCCAAGAAAGCCUCAGGAGACACAUCAAGGCCAUCAAUAAGCUGUCUGAUGCUGGUAUGUUCUUCUGGGACUAUGGCAACGCAUUUCUCCUGGAGGCACAGAGAGCUGGGGCAGAGGUAGAAAAGGUUGGCGGAGGAGCAACAGAAUUUCGUUACCCUUCUUAUGUACAGCACAUUAUGGGGGACAUUUUCUCUUUGGGCUUUGGCCCGUUUCGCUGGGUGUGCACAUCUGGCGACCCCCAAGAUCUUGCUGUAACGGAUGACAUUGCUGCUACCAUCCUGGAGGAAAUUGGUGCCAAUGUGACGGAUCUUAUCAGGCAGCAGUAUAAUGACAACAUCCGCUGGAUCAGAGAGGCUGGAAAACACAAAAUGGUUGUGGGAUCCCAAGCCAGAAUCCUCUACUCUGACCAGAGAGGAAGGGUCUGCAUUGCUUUGGCGAUCAACCAGGCUAUCGCUGAUGGAAGGGUUUCAGCUCCUGUGGUUAUUAGCAGAGACCAUCAUGAUGUUAGUGGCACAGACAGUCCCUUUAGAGAGACGUCCAAUGUGUAUGAUGGAUCUGUCUUCUGUGCAGACAUGGCGGUCCAGAACUUUGUUGGUGAUGCAUUCAGGGGGGCCACAUGGGUAGCCCUGCACAACGGUGGUGGUGUUGGCUGGGGCGAGGUAAUGAAUGGAGGGUUUGGUUUGCUUCUGGAUGGCUCAGAGGAGGCAGCAAAGCGUGCCAAUCUGAUGCUCAACUGGGACGUGUCCAAUGGGGUAGCUCGUCGCUGCUGGUCUGGAAACUCUAACGCGUAUGAGACCAUCCAGCGCACCAUGGAGGAGCACAGGGGGCUGCGUGUCACCAUGCCCUUCCCUGUACAGGAUGAGCGCGUGCUGGACCGUGCCCUGCAGGGCUAGCCGUUAGCACGUUAGCACGGGUCAAAAGCCAGCUGCAGCCACACAGCGAAGGAAACCUACAGCUGUGAUCACUUCAUCAGAUGUUUCUGAAUCAGGCCUUAUCCAGCUGUUGCUAUUAUACACUGCCGCCUACUAGAAAUCAACCACAAAGACAGCUCAGUUCACUGGAAACCUGCAAAAUAUUUCACCAGUACUACAGUAAUCAAUAAAUUAAUGACACUAAUUUUACACAAGUUUUUUUUGCUGUGAAUGCAAAGCAGGCUAACAUAUUGUGCUAGGCUGUUUUAGUGAUAUACAAGUUGUUGUUUUUUUUUGUGCAAGCCUGUAUAAAUUACAACUCCUACAGUAUAUGAGUCAUUUGUGUGUAGAUAGUCUACAAAAAUACUAAGUCAAUCGAAAUGUUAGUGACAGCACUGACAUUUCGAUUGACUUAGUGGUAGAAAAAUGUAGUUUCAGUUUUAAACCUUUUGUUUAUUUUAUAUUGUAGAAAAAGGAAGGAAGAAAAAUUAGUGCUACACAUGAAACUGAAACCUCUGGUGCUGAGGCCAAGAUCCGGUCACAAGUGACUGCACUAAAGGCAAAAGGUUGGAUUGUGUCCUUAAAUGCACAUAUUUUCCACUUUGACGUUUGGCCAGUUAACUUUUUUGGUGGAAAAAA